AUGUACAAACUCUAGGGUACUCGGGAAAGUUAAGGGAUUUGCUCGGGAGACGAACGACAAGCGAGUUUAACGUCCCGCCAUCCUGUGGCGGCGCGUUCACGCUUUCCGCACGUAGAGCGACGCGGCCGUUGCCGUGUCACGAGCCGUCGGCCACGCGCACGGCGCGCCAGACGACGCGAGGCGGCCGGAGAAGCGCGAACAUGGCGGCGGGACCCGGAGCAGCGAGCGGCCAGAGCGGCCCCGGUUCGUCCGUCGCCCUCAAAAGUUCCUUGGAGUGCCGUUUCCAGGGGGUGUCGAACACGAUGGAGUCCGUGCAGGGGUUGUCGGCCUGGUGCAUCGAGAACAAGAAGCACCACGGCCUCAUCGUGCGCUACUGGAUGAAGUGCCUCAGGAAGUCUGAAGCCGCCCACAGGCUGAACCUGUUUUACCUCGCCAAUGAUGUUAUCCAGAACUGUCGGAGGAAGAACGCUAUUGUGUACCGGACGUCCUUCGCAGAGGUGUUGCCGGCGGCUGUGCUGCUGGUCCGAGACCCCAAGGUGCGCAAGUCUGUGGAGAGAAUCCUGGCCAUCUGGAUAGAGAGGAACAUCUACCCUGAGGAGUUCAUCUCAGAGCUGGAGGCUGGCCUGGCCAGUAAGGCAGCCCCUGCGGCAUCAGUCAACUCCAAAGCCUCCCUGAAGGCCAAGAUUGUGGCUGAAUUUGUUCCCCACGCCUUCCGACAACAGCUGUCUGCGUACAAGCGCUCACUGGAGGAGGUAGAGCUGAAGGAGAAGCAGCUUGCUGCGCUGGGGGUGGACAUCUGCAGCACAGAGGCCUUCAAGAAGCUGAAGGACAAGGCAGGUGGUAAGAAGUUCUCGAAAGAUUUUGAGGACAACAGUAAGAAAUUCCAGGAUUUUGUGGGCUUCCUGGAAGAGCAGGUGAAAGGAGGGCGUCCUCUGCUGGAGGCCCUGAGCAACGCAGACAUUUUCUACGAGAUGCAGUACAAGGAAGUCAAGAUAAUUGCCAAAGCGUACAUGUCCUUCGCCAGCCGUGUUUCAAACCUCAAGCAGAAGCUGGACAACUUGAAAUCUACCCUCCCAAGUCUGGACGAUUCACCGGUGCCGUCACCUUGUGAGGACGCGCCCUCUCCAGCGGGCUCAGAGUCACCAUUUUACAGUAUUCAUUCUGAGGGGCUGGAAAGCGUGGACAGGGGCGCUGGACUCGGACCGACUCUACUGGCAGCUGCCGGUCAUGGAGACACACCAAGACAUGGAGAAUGGGACAAUCGAGAUGUAGAGGACAUGGAAGUGUCUGAGGGCGAGGAGGCCGAGAGCACUAGCAUAAUAGUGGAGGAGCGAGCGGAGCACACUGUUCCCGUGGCCAUGGCUGAACCGGACCGUGUGCGUAGCCACAUCCAGGGGGCGCCAGAGACGGCUGACGACCAGCAACCUGCCAAGAACCCUGAGCUCUCGCUCCCUCUGAACCUGGCCAACGUGGACCUGGUCAAGAUCAACUCAAUACUUAGUAAUCUCACUUCUGUCAUGAAGGGCACAGGAGCAUCCACCCCUCCUGACAGCAGGCCUGUUCUCAAGCCUCAAAAUCCUGGAGGGCCCUCUUUGGCCAGCCUGAUGCCCCAGGUGGACACCAAUCCCCAGGCUCUGCUGAGUGCCGUCUCCAAAGUCCAGGGUCAGGGUGGUGAGCUCCACGGAACAUUGUCCCACCAGCAAGGAGUGACUGAAGGCACAUGCUCUGUGGCUAGUGGCUGCACUUCAGAUUCUGCAUCCAUCCUGAGCCCUGUUGGCAGAGACCACCCUCGGGCAUUUGGCACAAGGGGAGGAAGCUCCCCCAGGCACACACAAUCAGAAAUCAUAAUGGGAAACAACCCUGGGCAAAACCUGGAUGGGCUGGGAAGGCAGGAAGCCACUUCCUCUGAGCUGUCAUCCUCUGCAAGCUUGGAAGAUAAAAUACACAAGUUCCUGCAGGGGAACCCCUUGUUUGGAGGGCUCAAUGGCUCUGCUCUGAAUGCCAAUCUAUUUUUGGGCAGCAGCAGCCCCCACGUAACCACAGAAAACGUGGACGGGACACCACUGCGAGACGAGGCAGGAGGAACACCCACUCAGGAUGAGGCAGUAGUCGAGUCUGUUGUGGGACAGGGGGCUGGUUCUGUGAGUGCCAGACCUCCAGGCACCGUGAGCAGCUGGCAUCUGCCAGGCAGAAGAGCGGGAGGGGAGACCCCUGCAGCCCUGCCUCCUCAGCCAGCGCCAUACCAAAGUAUUGAACCGUGGGUGUCCUCAGCGUCGUGCAGGAAAGCACCUCCCGCAGGUAGCUUGGGAGGCAGCCGUCAGACAGCAGGCGGACGUGUGCAGGGUGCAGGGAGCUCCGCCACAGUCAUGUGGGUCCCAACAGAGGGGUCUGGCAGCAAGGCACACCUGGGUAAAGAAGAAGUGUGGAACGGCGAUUGGCCCUCUGAAGGUCUGUCCUCACGCCCUGAUAGCUGCCUCCUUUCUCCUCCUGGAAGCUCCAGCUCCGUGAAUUUAGGGGCCUCUUCUUCAGUGCAGGGCCAUCUGCCCUCUGGGGGGAGGCCCGCGCUGUACCCAGGUGAAGCAGCGCCGCACCAUCCGCCUCCAUCCAACUUCCUAAGCACCCCUCUGCCCCCAAUCCCACAACUCCCUCCACCCCCCAAAAAUUUCCUGACCACUUCCCCGCAGGUUGGUGGCACAGCGGUGUCAGAUCGUGCCACUCCUGGACCUCCCUCUGGAGCUGAGGAGAGGAAACCAGCGGGGAGCAGUGAUAGUGGCCUUUCCCAGUCACUUCCUCCCUGGAUAGGCAGAGGAGUGGGCCCAAAUUCCAAACCUCCUCCCACUGUAGUCCCAGCCUGGUCUGGUGGACCACCUACCUGUCCACCUGAGCACAUACAACCCCACCACCCCCGGGCACCCCAGCACUCCCCUGCUGGCUAUCGAACCCAGCUCUGCCCCCCACACCAGCAACCCCGCCCCAUCCUACAUCACCCACUGCCAUUCAAUGACUGUGAGGUGCCCCGCCCCAUACCCCCUCAUUUUAGUGGGGGCCCAAGAAGGGGACCACCUGGCCCCCCUUUCUGUCCCCCUAAACGACAUUUCCUACCCCCAUACCACUGACAUACUCAAUAGGAGUGUAAACACAUUAUAGAUAUGUGAAUUGUAUACAUAGAAUGUGCAAAGGAUCUGCUUUCCUUAUAAAUCUCACAUUUUACUGUGUCUGCAGACUCUGCACUGGAGAUCAGUCAAUUUCUUUUAUUAAUAAUGAAUACUACAUUACAUGUCAAUCUAGGUCUAAUCUACCAUGUGAAGGGUGUGUGGCAGAAUACUGUGUGGUGUACAUUAUUCAAAGGUAAAGAACAACUAUUAUGAAGCAGUAAAGCUGGCUUAUAACGGUAUUAAAUUUCUUUGGAGUCACACCCCAGACUGCGAUUUUAACAUUGUCAGAAUACGUUUUAAGGCGAAAGCAUCUGUCGGGAACACACACCGGGGUCAGUGUGAAAGGACUGGCUUGUGCGUAUUUGUCAAGAUUUUUGCACACUUGUCAGCAUAAAUUCACCCAUUGAUAUGCUGUCAGACUUUCCUUUAGGUGCUUUAGGAAGAGUGAGAAGAUUGAUGAUCCAUAAGGAAACUACAUCCAUAUAAAGGUACUAUGUGACAUUUAAUACUAUUAGCCAUGUGCAGCACAUAUGUUGUGGUAAAUGCAGUGUAUCCACCGUGACAUUUGCUAGGACGAUCAGUCUGUGGGCACAACAUACACAACGUGGUAUAGUGCUGUAUGGCCUGAACCCGAAAACCCGAAACGGUCCAACACUGACGGCAGUAACGCUUUACUUGUGCGUACCUGGCCAGGUGUGCCUGCUCUCAGCUAACGUUAUCAGAAAUGUCUUUCAAGAAGAAGGGAAACCGUGGCAACUGUGCUGACACAGAAUGCAUGUCUGUUUGCGUGUGCCUUGCAGUUUUUCAGUAUUUUACAACCUUAUUUCAUUUUCUCCAUAUGUUCAUUUUGACAGAAAGAAUUGACUUUUAAUUUGUGUAUUGACAGUUUAGAGUCCAAACUAACAUUAUUAUUCCUCAUUUUCAACCAUACUUUUUAUCCUGACCAUAUAAAAUGUUUUCAUUUGUUUUAGUUUAUUUUUAACACCAGACCUGAUAUUCAAAAUGCAGGAGUAAUGCUCUUAUGAAGAAUCAAUUUAAAAAUGAGUACGGAUUUUUUUUGUUGUUGUUUUGCUUUUUUAAAUACACACUAUUAUGCAGAAUGACCUUUUAAAGAACUAUAAUUUCACAUGAUUCUAGAAAUGAAUGUUUAGCAAGAAGUAGGUUAGGUUAACAUACUCUGUUCAGUGGUAAAACGGUACCCCCCCCCUUCUAGAGCAUGAACCUUAAACCACAGUUAUAUGGACAGCUUAUUGUUGUCAUUCUGUGUAUUUUCAAUAUACUCCUGAAGUGGGAUAAUAUCCGUGAGAAAUGAAAGGAACCAGACAAAAGUUCAGAUGUCUUUUGGCACACAACCCAUGUCCCCUGGUUCUGAAGACUUUUACAUGUACUUUAAUAAAACGCUUGAAAACAGCCAUGGGUACUUUCUUUUACAGCCAUGGUUAAUGGAAAAAAUAGCAUGAAUUCCUUUUCUAAAAGGUCAAUAUGAUUUGGUUUAACCCUGUCACGUGUGAUUGCCUGUGUUUAAAUUCUUACGUUCUAUUUUUAUAAACUCUGACAGCUGUGUGUGUGAGAGGCAAGUAUCAACUGUGAGAAGGUGUGAUGUGUGAGAUGAAAAUAUCACCUGGGAGUGUGUGCUGUGAGGAUCAGGUGCUACCUGUGAGUGUUUGAGGACUGACUGCUCCUUGAGUUUUUCACAUUUCCUGACUUUUUUUUUUAUUAUUAUUCAAAUGGUAGGGAACCAACUUUUUUCCUUGCGAUAAUUUGAAAAGAAAUAUAUAUCAAAUAUAUACAGAACCCCUGUACUUAAUUUUUAUUUCUGUUUAUAAAUGCUUCAUUACAUCUACAUAAUACCUAAAUUACAAAGGCAUGCUCUACAUAUUCACAUUUUUUUGCAUUAGAUGUACAAUUUCAUGCAUCAUGUAAUAUUGUGGCAUAGAUGACAUACCCAGUAAAUGAAAACGAGAAGUGCUGAACAAUAUUUUUGUAAUGCAGUGCAUAACCACUGAUAAACAUUGCUACAAAGACACUCAUGUAGUAAUUGAAACAUUUUUGAGAAAUAUAAUUCAAGUCAGCGAAACUGAGUUGGCCCUCUCCUGCGUUGCUUUUUUUUUCCCCAUCUUGCUUGGUUCUGUCUUAUGCAAAACAUUUUCAUUGUGUUCAUCUCACACAAAGGGGCCCCUCACUCCUUGUACAUGGAUGCACUUGGCAGACGCUGUUCACCUUGGUGUAAACUUAAAGUACAUUUCAUUUGCAGACUUGAGGCCUUGGGUACAUGGACUCACUGAAGUACAGCUUCUUUGAAACCUUUUAAAUAUUGUUUCACAGGCAAACAGUUUGUGCUUGAUGAUGCAGUAAAACAAGGAACAUAUUGAAAGACGUUUAAACCAAAGGACUUGUUAAUUUUUAUAUGAGUACAUCAUGUAGGGUUGAGAGCUGCCACUGGGGAACUGAAGUCUGAACUUUUGAAAAAAUGCAAUGUUUAUAACACCAAGCUCAGUUAAAAAAAAAAAAAAAAAA
Molecule: messenger RNA, 5672 nt
Organism: Scleropages formosus (Asian bonytongue)
Lineage: Eukaryota; Metazoa; Chordata; Actinopteri; Osteoglossiformes; Osteoglossidae
Product: regulation of nuclear pre-mRNA domain-containing protein 2-like
Exons: 10
Coding region: 201-3116 (971 amino acids)
Biological process (GO): mRNA 3'-end processing
Molecular function (GO): RNA polymerase II complex binding
Source: RefSeq, a predicted model, not a curated record